This is a messenger RNA of Anguilla rostrata (American eel), 1512 nucleotides long. Its product is annotated as olfactory receptor 1F1-like. The transcript is spliced from 2 exons. The coding region runs from base 185 to 1159 and encodes 324 amino acids. Lineage: Eukaryota; Metazoa; Chordata; Actinopteri; Anguilliformes; Anguillidae. The record is from RefSeq and is a predicted model, not a curated record. Gene Ontology annotation, biological process: detection of chemical stimulus involved in sensory perception of smell; G protein-coupled receptor signaling pathway. Gene Ontology annotation, molecular function: olfactory receptor activity; G protein-coupled receptor activity; odorant binding. Gene Ontology annotation, cellular component: membrane.
GUCGAGAGAUGUACACCCUACUAAUGCAACAUACUGUUAUGCAUUAGUUUCCUUACUAUAGAAAAAUCAUUUUUCGAUUUACUGCCAACAUUUGUGGUCUGGACAGUUAGUCUCCAAUUAUUGGUCCUAAAGGACUGUUUUUUGUUCAAAGGGUUAGAUAAAGCAAAGAGCAAACAAACCUACAAUGAGCCCCCUAAAUUCCACCUCCUUUUUGAACGCGACUAUUGAGCGUCCUGAGUUCUUUUUCAUAACUGGUUUAUCUGGUAUUCCACACACAAAAUACUACUAUGUGUUCUUGUGCCUUGUUUAUGCUGUGUCUGUACUAGGAAACACUUUUGUCAUGUUUGUGAUUUACGCUGACCACUGUCUUCACAGUCCAAAAUACAUUGCAGUGUUUAAUUUGGCUGUGUCUGACUUGUGUGUGAGCACCGCACUUGUUCCUCCAGUGAUUGACACCUUCCUGUUUAAAUCACAGUUAAUCUCUUACGAGGCCUGCUUGACUAAUAUGUUUUUUGUUUUUUGGUUUCUCUUUAUGCAGUCUUUCACUCUUACUGUUAUGUCCUAUGAUAGAUGUGUUGCUAUAUGCUUUCCACUGAGAUACAAUGAGAUUGUGACAAAUAAAUCGAUGUUGGUGAUCACAACCAUAUUUUGGAUUAUUGCAGGAUUGGCCAUUUUCAUAGCUGUGGUUUUUAUCAGCAGACUGUCAUUCUGCAAAUCCAUUGUGAUUAACAGCUUUUUCUGUGAUCAUGGACCCACGUUCCGGUUGGCAUGCAAUGACAACACUCCAAGUGUUGUGAUGAGUUGGUCACAUCCUGUUCUGAUUUUCUGGCUUCCAUUACUGUUCAUAACGGGGACAUACAUUUGUAUAGCCAGAGCGUUAUUGAAAAUUUCAACAGCCUCAGAACGACUCAAAGCCAUGAAAACCUGCACCUCUCAUUUGAUCUUGGUGGGUGUGUAUUAUUUUCCUGUAUGUAUCAUCUAUGGAGCAAUCGGCUCCAUCGUUCACCAUAACGUCAGGAUUAUCAACACAUCUUUGGCGAUGGUCUUGCCACCGAUGUUAAAUCCAAUCAUUUACUCACUGAAGACAGAAGAAUUCACAGAAUCCAUUAAAAAGCAGUACAGAAGAAAGAAGAUACACAUCACUGUAAUGAAUAAAUGAAUAAAUGUUUUAUCCACAAAUGAUUGACUGGUAAGUUGCUCAUUUUUAAACAUGCUCAUUUUUACAGACCGUCCAAUUAACUGUGAACUGUAAGGGCAAUCAGAAAAUUUAAUAAAAUGAAUGGGAACACAGUGAUAGAUAGAGUUGAAUUUACACACUGGACAUUUUACUGUGUGUCCGUCUUUGCGGCAGACUGCAAACAUGUCAAGUUUCAAACAAAGGAAAAUGUGUUUGUAAAUCAAAACACAACUCCUCAUCCUUACUCUGAACUGCAUAUUAUGGCCUGCAUGAACCCCACUGCCACCCCGACCCGAGGUACAUUGAAGUCAAUUACAUGCUGAAAAAAUGCUUUU